UCUCCAAACCCCUUCACGUGGAGGAGCGUUAGGGAUUGCUGUGCAGACCCAUGGACCUGGACCCCUAUGCCAGCAUGCAGGUUGGCAUGAGGGUAGUCCGUGGAGUGGACUGGAAGUGGGGCAGCCAGGACAGUGGUGAAGGCAACGUUGGCACCGUGGUGGAGAUUGGCAGGACGGGCAGUCCCACCACGCCGGACAAGACUGUGGUGGUGCAGUGGGAUCAAGGCAACAGAACCAACUACCGCACCGGGUUCCAAGGGGCCUACGACCUUCUGCUCUAUGACAACGCACAAAUCGGUGUCCGUCACCCUAACAUCAUCUGUGACUGCUGCAAGAAGCAUGGGAUCCGGGGAAUGCGGUGGAAGUGCAAAAUGUGCUUUGACUAUGACCUGUGCACACAGUGUUACAUGAACAACAAACAUGACCUGUCUCACUCCUUCGAGCGCUACGAGACAGCACAUUCACAGCCAGUCCUUGUGAGCCCUCGGCAGAACUUGACUCGCAUCACAUUGAAAGGAACUUUCCAGGGGGCUAAAGUAGUGCGUGGCCCUGACUGGGAGUGGGGCAACCAGGAUGGUGGUGAAGGUAAAAUUGGCCGAGUGAUGGACAUCCGUGGCUGGGAUGUGGAGACAGGUCGCAGUGUGGCCAGUGUCACGUGGUCUGAUGGCACCACAAACGUCUACAGGGUGGGACACAAGGGCAAGGUGGACCUCAAAUGUACUGUGGAGGCAUCUGGGGGCUUUUACUACAAGGAGCAUCUCCCAAAAUUAGGCAAACCAGCUGAACUGCAGAGGAAGGAGAGCACAGACAGACAUCCCUUCCAGCACGGGGACAAGGUGAAGUGCCUGCUGGACAUUGACAUCUUGAGAGAGAUGCAGGAAGGCCACGGAGGCUGGAACCCCAAAAUGGCUGAGUUCAUUGGCCAGACAGGGACUGUGCACAGGAUCACAGACAGAGGGGACGUGAGGGUCCAGUUCAACAGUGAAACCCGCUGGACUUUCCACCCUGGAGCUCUCACUAAGCUCAACACCUUUUGGGUUGGUGAUGUUGUCCGGGUGAUAGAUGAUAUGGAAACAGUGAAGCGGUUCCAACCUGGUCAUGGGGAGUGGACAGAUGAAAUGGCACCUACCCUGGGGCACAUUGGCAAGGUGAUCAAGGUCUAUGGGGACGGAGAUCUGCGUGUCUCGGUGGGAGGGCAGUCCUGGACCUUCAACCCAGCUUGCCUGACAGCCUACCAGAGGGAUGAGGAAGCAAACCUCAUGACCACAGAGAAUGCAAAGGAAUCAAAAAGUACUUUGGUGACUGUGCUGGAGAAAUUGCUGUCCCAGAAGUCGGAGUCGGAGUACGCAGGGUGCCUGGUCAUCUGUGCUGCCCUCAACAAUGCAGCCAAGGUCAGGGAGCUCCUGCAGAAAUACCCAGACAAGGUGGAUGUGAAGAACCAGGGGAGAACUGCCCUGCAGAUUGCCUCCUACCAGGGGCACCUGGAGGUGGUGAAGACUUUGCUGCAGGCACAUGCCAAUGUCAACCUGAGGGACGACGAGGGGGACACGGCGCUGCACUAUGCAGCUUUUGGAAACCAGGCUGAGGUUGCUCGUGUGCUCAUUGGGAAAGGAGCCAGUGCAGACCUGUUGAACAAUGCAAAGUGCACAGCACUGUAUGUCGCUGUCAGCCAAGGAUUCACAGAGGUGGUGAGAGCCCUCUGUGAGCUCAACUGUGAUGUCAACCUCCCAGAUGCCCAGGGAGACACUCCCCUGCAUUAUGCUAUCACUGCAGACUACAAAGUUGUUAUUGAGAUCCUCACUGAGGUCCCCAACAUAGACUUCACUGUCCAGAACUGUCAAGGCUUCAACCUGCUCCAUUUUUCUGCUCUGAAAGGCAACAAGCUAGCUAUAAAGAAGAUCCUGGCAAGAGCAAGGCAGCUGGUUGACUCCAAGAAGGAAGAUGGUUUCACUGCUUUGCACCUUGCUGCCCUCAACAAUCACAUGGAAGUGGCAGAAAUCCUCAUCAAAGAGGGUCGCUGUGAUGUCAACCUCAAAAACAACCGUAACCAGACCCCCCUGCACCUGGCUGUCAUCCAGGGCCACGUGGCCAUGGUGCAGCUGCUGGUCAGCGAGGGCAGUGAUGUCAAUGCUGAGGAUGAGGAUGGGGACACUGCCAUGCACAUCGCCCUGGAGCGGCAGCAGCUCAUGUCUGUGGUGAUGGAGAAGCGUGAAGGGGAGAUGGGGCUGUCCCUCCUGUCCAAGCUGCAGGCUUCUGGCUUCCUGGGAAAUGUGGAGCUGAACGUUGGAAGUGCAAUUGCCUGUUACUUAGCACAGGAAGGGGCAGAUAUUAAUUAUGCAAACCACCGGGGAAAGUCUCCUUUAGACCUCAUCACAGAUGGGAGGAUUGUCCAGAUUGUCAAAGACUUCUCACAGAAAUUCAGGGAACGGCAGAUCUCUUCAGAUAGCUCAGCCAUCACCUGCAGCCUUCGCCGCGUGCACACCACCCCCAACACAAUGACCAACCUUAGUGUCUCCAGCGUGGCAGUGCCCACAGAGUGCCUGGUCUGCUCAGAGCUGGCCUUGCUCAUCCACUUCUUUCCCUGCCAGCACAGUAUUGUGUGUGAAGAAUGCUCCAGGAGGAUGAAGAAGUGCAUCAAAUGUCAAGUGACAAUAACCAAUGAAACAAGGGUUUUUGCUGAUAACACCGAGGUGGAGUGCAGCCCCAGCUCCGAGUCCACGGACCAGAGGAGGCUGAUGGAGGAGCUGCAGAGCCGCUACAGGCAGAUGGAGGAGCGAAUCACCUGCCCCAUUUGCAUCGAUGACCAAAUCAAACUGGUCUUCCAGUGUGGCCAUGGCUCUUGCCCAGACUGCAGCACAGCCCUCACUGUGUGCCCCAUCUGUCGCCAGGCGAUCCGGGAGAGGAUUCACAUCUUUGUCUAG
Messenger RNA from Acanthisitta chloris (rifleman), 2921 nucleotides. It is a transcript of the gene MIB2, whose product is annotated as mindbomb E3 ubiquitin protein ligase 2. The transcript has 18 exons. Gene Ontology annotation, cellular component: cytoplasm. The coding region runs from base 51 to 2921 and encodes 956 amino acids. Gene Ontology annotation, molecular function: ubiquitin-protein transferase activity; protein binding; zinc ion binding. Gene Ontology annotation, biological process: protein ubiquitination. NCBI's taxonomy places the organism in Eukaryota, Metazoa, Chordata, Aves, Passeriformes, Acanthisittidae. The record is from RefSeq and is a predicted model, not a curated record.